Messenger RNA from Megachile rotundata (alfalfa leafcutting bee), 2255 nucleotides. Its product is annotated as A-type potassium channel modulatory protein KCNIP1. Gene Ontology annotation, molecular function: calcium ion binding. The record is from RefSeq and is a predicted model, not a curated record. Lineage: Eukaryota; Metazoa; Arthropoda; Insecta; Hymenoptera; Megachilidae.
AUGGCGAGUUCCAUGUUUCGAAGCCCUACGUGCACGGCGAAACUUGUGGCCGUAUUCGUCGAGCAUCAUGAGUGUUUCGGCAUGAAAAACAUCACCGUAGCACCGGGGGUAACCAAUCCGCCCGGGAGUGGUGGUGCUCAACAAAACACCGAGGGCCAUACCGCUCGGGAGAGCGUGAAUUUCGGAGACCUGCUCAGCGAAAAUAAUAUACUGAAGAUUAAUUUGAAUACUUUAUCUUUGAAGAGGGAAACAACGUGGUUGCACCUGAGAAAAGGUAGCGGUACCACCUGGGGUCGAGGUAGCCGGGGACGAGGCAGGGAUCGCGGGGGCGGCGCGAAUCUCAUCGGUUCAGGCGUCGCCCCCGCGAAUUACUCUUCAGGACUGCAGGGCGUAGCGCCUGAACUACGGGAAGUUGUGAAUAUCCUUGGCGAGAGGAAUCAAGUUGGUACGCUAACUGGUGUGGGACCACCACCGGACGCUUUGGACAACGACAGCCAGGGGGACGAAGAAGAAGGCACCUCCACGAAGAGACCACCCCGACCGCUCUACAGGAGGCUGAUCAACUACAUACGGCAGGCUUGGACCGGCGUCAAAUUCGCAUUAGACUCAGAAUACGAAGAAGAACAGACGCCACGAUACAGACCUGACUCUUUGGCGAGUCUUUGUCGAGCCACAAGAUUCACCGAGGCAGAGCUGAAGAGAAUAUAUCGUGGCUUCAAGGCAGAAUGUCCCACAGGAGUCGUCAGGGAGGAAACUUUCAAGUGCAUCUACUCACAGUUCUUUCCGCAAGGAGCCAAUACUAGCCAGUACGCCCAUUACGUUUUCAAUACACUGGACCAGGAUCAUAGUGGCAUUCUCAGUUUUGAGGACUUUGUCACUGGUCUCAGCAUACUGUCGCGUGGUUCAAUCGACGAGAAACUACGGUGGACAUUUUCCCUUUACGAUAUCAACGGCGACGGUUGUAUCACGAGAGAAGAAAUGACGGACAUCGUGACAGCCGUAUACGAACUGAUGGGGAAAUUUGCUGAUCCAAAUCUGGAUCACGCUGGCGUACGUGAGAAAGUAGAUCGAAUGUUCCAGAAGAUGGACGGUAACAAGGACGGUGUGGUGACGUUGUCAGAAUUUUUAGAAGCGUGCCAAGCGGAUCCUGAUAUCUCGACGAGUAUGGCGGCGUUGGACACGGCCUUCUGACACUCGGCGCGACCACGAUACACGCCAUGGACCUGAACAUGAUUUCUCGAUUCUUUUGGAAUAAAUCGCUCAACGUUGUACCUUACCUUCUGGACCAGAUGCAUUUCCUCAAGAUGUAUCGCGAAGAUCUCGAGCGAGGCUCGCCAUGAAUUUCCGAAGGGGAUUGGUCGACGCGUCUCCGGAGAAACCGACAUACAUUUUUCUCUCACAACUCGUUAAACUUAAAAAAAAGAUCGAGCAAAGGUCAUAGGAUGCCGGAACGUCUGUUUUGCCCAGGGCAAAGAAUAGAGAUCGCUCUUUCGAGAAUCCGUAGUUCUAGUUCCACGUAUGCGUAUCGCUAGACGAGAAAGGGUUAGUUGAACGAGGAUUUACUAAAAACAAAAAACUACAAAAAAAAAAUAACGUAACACACAGAAGAACGAUAUUAACAUGGUUGUUAGUAGUUACGAGUGGAUAUUAUUGUUACGAACUUAAAAUGGUUCGUUUUUAAGGGACGCGCGCUACAAACGAUGAACAAACAUGCAGCUAAUUAUAGAGACAGAAAAGAAAAAAUGUUAUUCUUAAUGGUUGACGAAAGGAUUAACGAAGAGAUUUAAUUGCGUGAGAGUCGAUGUUUAAUGGCAGAACGGGUUAUAUUAUUGUAGCACUCGCGACACGAAAGGGAGGGAAAAUAAGGGGGAAAAUUGUUGAAAGAAAUGUGCCGUUUGAGGAGUAAAUUGUACGCGGCAUUGUUCGUUCCAGAGAAUAGUUGUAUAGAGAAGCACAGAUAUUCGAAACAGAGUAUUUAUAUGAGAAACAAUAAUUGAGCUUAGCUUUGUACGAUUACGAAUUUUUUCUUCAUUCGUUUCUUCGACGAGGGAUCUUACUUUGGGAAACUCAUUUGCACGGUAUUGUAAUGUGGAUAGUAGUGUUGUAGUUUAGUUUCUGACCAAAGUAUUUUUUUACGAGCCCGUUUAUUGCGUAGGCACGUAUCGCUAUUUGUAUUUGUCAGGUGAUUUCACGAAUAAUGUUAUUUGAAAACAUAUUGGAGUUUACAUUUUUUAAGUUACACAAAUAUUUGUAUA